Messenger RNA from Epinephelus fuscoguttatus (brown-marbled grouper), 1553 nucleotides. RefSeq names its product isocitrate dehydrogenase [NAD] subunit gamma, mitochondrial-like. Gene Ontology annotation, cellular component: mitochondrion. Gene Ontology annotation, biological process: isocitrate metabolic process; tricarboxylic acid cycle. Bases 112 to 1284 code for a protein of 390 amino acids. Gene Ontology annotation, molecular function: oxidoreductase activity, acting on the CH-OH group of donors, NAD or NADP as acceptor; NAD binding; magnesium ion binding. The transcript is spliced from 12 exons. The record is from RefSeq and is a predicted model, not a curated record. Lineage: Eukaryota; Metazoa; Chordata; Actinopteri; Perciformes; Serranidae.
GAGUGAGUGAGUGUGUGAGUGAGGGAGACAGACACACAGAGGGAGAUUAACAGUGAGCGCGCAGCUCGUUCCCGGCCCCGUGUCGUCCAUCCAUCCCCGGGGAGAGUGAACAUGACGGCCCGGUCUGUGCGAUCCAUCUCCGGAGCUCUGAAACUCGUCUUCAGCAGCCGGUUAACCAGGGUUUAUGGUGCAGCUGCAUGUCAUCAGAGACACAAGUCCACUUACACUACUAUACCUCCACCAGCACAGUAUGGAGGCAGACACACUGUGACUCUGAUUCCUGGAGAUGGAAUCGGACCAGAGCUGGCUCACCACGUGUGUGAACUAUUCCGGUUCUGCUGCGUGCCAGUGGACUUUGAGGUUGUCAAUGUGGACUCAUCUAUGGCGUCAGAAGAUGACAUCAAUAACGCCAUCAUGGCCAUCAGGCGCAAUGGAGUUGCACUCAAAGGUAACAUUGAGACGAACCACAACCUGCCACCAUCGUACAAGUCCAGAAACAACCUGCUCCGCACUACUCUGGAUCUCUAUGCCAACGUGAUGCACUGCCAGUCUCUACCAGGAGUGAGGACACGCCACAGAAACGUUGACAUCAUGAUCAUCAGGGAGAACACAGAGGGAGAGUACAGCAGCCUGGAGCACGAGAAUGUACCGGGCGUUGUUGAAUGUCUGAAGAUCAUCACCAAGACCAAAUCUUUACGCAUCGCUGACUACGCAUUCAGGACUGCUCGGGCCAAAGGACGCAGACGAGUCACUGCCGUACACAAAGCUAACAUCAUGAAGUUGGCGGACGGCCUCUUCCUGGAGUGCUGUAAGGAGGUUGCCAGCGGUUACCCUGAAAUCACCUUUGACAGUAUGAUUGUGGACAACACCACCAUGCAGUUGGUUUCUAGGCCCCAGCAGUUCGAUGUGAUGGUCAUGCCCAACCUGUAUGGCAACGUCGUGAGCAAUGUGUGUGCCGGGCUGGUUGGGGGACCGGGACUGGUGCCGGGAGCCAACUACGGAGAGGACUACGCCGUGUUUGAGACGGGCACCAGGAACACAGGGAAGAGCAUUGCUAACCGCAACACAGCAAACCCCACAGCCAUGCUGCUGGCCUCUUGCCUGCUGCUGGAUCACCUGAAGCUCCACGCCUACGCCAGCAUGAUCCGCAGAGCCAUACUCUCCACCGUAACUGAGACUCGGCUGCACACUGCUGACCUGGGAGGCCAAGGCUCCACCUCUGAAGUGGUGCAGUCCAUCAUGAAGGCUGUUCAGAGCACCGGGCCACGGACACUGAGCAUCUAGAACAAACACACAUCGGUGCAGCAGUGAUGUGUACAUUAGUGUGCCUCUCUCCAGUAGGUCUUCUAUGCAAUUUCAUAAUAAUAGUUGUUUAAUAGUCAUACUUAAAUGAAACUGUACACACAGUCUAUGCAGCUGUUUUUAUCUUAAGAGUUUCCUCACCUCCUGAUAGUUUUUUUUAAAGUUGUUUGAGCGUUUACAUCUGAACAAUUCCUGAACUGACUACCGUACUGUUUACUGUGUGAAAUAUUACAACACAAUACUACCUAACA